Molecule: messenger RNA, 8395 nt
Organism: Phyllopteryx taeniolatus (common seadragon)
Lineage: Eukaryota; Metazoa; Chordata; Actinopteri; Syngnathiformes; Syngnathidae
Gene: cacna2d2a
Product: calcium channel, voltage-dependent, alpha 2/delta subunit 2a
Exons: 39
Coding region: 417-3764 (1115 amino acids)
Cellular component (GO): voltage-gated calcium channel complex
Molecular function (GO): voltage-gated calcium channel activity
Source: RefSeq, a predicted model, not a curated record
GAGAGAGAGAGAGAGAGGGAGGGAGACAGGGAGCAAAUGUGCACGGCGGCGGCGAGGGAGGGAGGACAGCGCAAAUAGGUGCACAUCAUCAUCAUCAUCGGCGGCGGCGGAGCAUCUUCCUCUUCCUCAUCUCCACCGCGAACGAGUGACAUUCUCGCCCCCCGAUACGCGGCGGAAGAGUCCUCCAGCCCUCCUCCGCUCGUCCAUCCACCAGCUCCCGGCGGCGGACACUUUCUUUCCAACCCCCUCCCCUCGUCCUCUCUCCGGACUGGGUUUAUUCUUAGCUCGGCUGCAGGAGACAGUUGUUGCCACCCCCACCCCCCAGUCCCCCCACCCCGGCCCCCUCCCCACCCCCUUCCGUCGCCCUGCGUCCACCCGGCCCUUGGGCUUAUUUCUCCCACUUUGUUGAAUAUUUCAUGGGGAAAAUGGCGAUGGGAGCCCCGUCGUACGGCGCGCUGUGCCUCCUGUGCAUCCAAACUGUACUUCUCGUGUGCGUGUCCACGCCGACCGCCGGGACGCACCACUUCCCGCAGCACUACACAAUGAUUCACUGGGCUGCACGCAUCGAGAAGGAGCUGGAAAAAGUUCUUCAGCAUGUCACCGGGACUCAGCAAAUGAAAUCGAUUUACAAUGAGAAGAGGAGCCAGUUUGAAAUCAAGAGGAACAACCCCAAGGACCUUGUGGAGAGAGUGGCCCGGGACAUUUCCAAGCUGCUAAACAGUAAGAGGAAAUCCCUGGAGAAACUGGCCAAGGAGGCAGAGCAGCUUCAGAAGGAUCACGAGUGGCAAGACGGAGUGACGGAGAAUGCCAUUUCAUACUACGAUUCCAAAGCGGAUUCAGACUAUACAGAGGACGGAGAAGAGGAAAAUCCGCUGGAGAGCUCGUCUUCUCUGGAGCUGGAGUUUGUGGACGAUCCCAAUUUCAAAAACAAGGUCAACUACUCAUCCAGCGCCGUGCAGAUUCCGACCGACAUCUACAAAGGCUCUCCGGUCAUCUUGAACGAGUUGAACUGGACGCAGGCGCUGGAGCGUGUCUUCAUCGAGAACCGCCGUGAAGACAGCUCCCUCCGCUGGCAGGUGUUUGGCAGCGCCACGGGUGUGACACGCUACUACCCAGCCACUCCAUGGAGAGCGCCCAACAAGAUUGACCUCUACGACGUCCGCCGCAGGCCGUGGUACAUUCAAGGCGCGUCCUCUCCAAAGGACAUGGUCAUCAUCGUGGAUGUGAGUGGGAGUGUCAGCGGUCUCACUCUCAAGCUGAUGAAGACCUCCGUCAUCAAGAUGCUGGACACGCUCUCGGAUGACGAUUACGUGAACGUAGCCAGAUUUAACGAUGAGGCCGACGCCGUGGUGCCCUGCUUCAGGACUUUGGUCCAAGCCAACGUGCGCAACAAGAAGAUUUUCAAGAAGGCCGUCAUGCACAUGCAAGCCAAAGGAACCACCGACUACAAGUCCGGCUUCACGUUUGCCUUCGAGCAGCUUCUCAAUGAGAGCAGCGCUCCGAGGGCUAACUGCAAUAAGAUGAUCAUGAUGUUCACAGACGGCGGUGAGGAUCGGGCGCAGGAUAUCUUCGAGAAGUACAACUGGCCCAACAAAACGGUGCGUGUGUUCACCUUUUCUGUGGGUCAGCAUAAUUAUGACGUCACCCCGCUGCAGUGGAUCGCUUGUGCCAACAAAGGUUACUACUUUGAAAUCCCAUCGAUCGGAGCCAUCCGAAUCAACACCCAGGAGUACUUGGAUGUCCUGGGACGUCCCAUGGUGCUGGCCGGCUCCAAAGCCAAACAGGUGCAGUGGACCAACGUCUACCAGGAUGCUUUGGGGUUGGGCCUAGUCAUCACGGGGACCAUGCCGGUCUUCAACCUCACUGCUGAUAGUGCAAGCGCGCAGAACCAGCUCAUCCUUGGAGUCAUGGGCGUGGAUAUCGCCAUCAACGAGAUCAAAAAGAAGACGCCCACGUACAGACUCGGCGCCAACGGUUACACCUUUGCGACCGAUCCAAACGGUUACGUGCUGCUCCACCCCAACCUGCGACCUAAGAUCAUCAACUUCAGGGAGCCUGUCACGCUGGACUUUCUCGACGCAGAACUGGAGGACAGCAACAAGGAGGAAAUCCGAAGACAAAUGAUUGAUGGCAAAUCUGGGCAGCGGAAAAUCAAGACGCUCAUUAAGUCAGUUGAUGAGAGGUACAUCGACGAGGCCGUGCGAACGUACACGUGGACGCCGGUGGAGGGCACAGACUACAGUCUAGGGUUGGUACUGCCCACAUAUAGCGAGAGCCACAUCAAAGCCAACCUUAGCGACCAGAUCCUGCAGGUGCAGUUGUCAUACAUCCAGGAUUUUGAGUCACUGCUGCCAAACAGUUUUGAGUCUGAAGGACAUAUAUUCAUUGCUCCCAGGGAAUACUGCAACGAUCUGGAGCUGUCAAGAAACAACACGGAAUUCCUGCUCAACUUCAUUGCCCUCAUGGAGAAAGUGACCCCUGACUCCAAACAAUGUGACAAUUUGCUCCUUCACAACCUGAUUUUGGACACGGGCAUCAUCAGGCAGCUGGUGGACAAAGUGUGGAAGAACAAAGACUUGAAUACGUACGGCUUUUUGGCUGUAUUUGCUACCACAGACGGAGGAAUCACAAGAGUGUUUCCCAACAAGGCUGCGGAAAGCUGGGAGGAAGACCCCGAGCCGUUUAACGCCAGCUAUUACCGCCGCAGUCUCGACAACAAGGGCUACAUCUUCAGAGCGCCUUAUCGGACAGCCAGAGACGAGCUGCUCAACCCGGAGAAUGACACCAUAGGGAUCCUGGUCAGCACGGCGGUAGAAAUCACUGUCGGAGGGAAGACUAUCAAACCGGCAGUCGUCGGCGUCAAGCUGGAUCUCGAAGCCUGGGUGGAUAAGUUCAAGAUUCUUGCCAGUAACCACACAGACAACCGCCAAGGCCCCAACACGUGUGGACCAAACAGGGUCUGCGAGAUGGACUGUGAAGCCAACAACGACGACCUCCUGUGUUACUUAGUCGACGACGGCGGCUUCCUGAUCAUGUCCAACCAGAAGGAUGACUGGAACAAGGUGGGCAUGUUCUUCAGCGACGUGGACCCCUACCUGAUGUACGCGCUCUACAACAACUCCUUUUACAACCGCAAGCAGUCGUUCGACUACCAGUCGGUGUGCGAGCGCAUGCCCAACAGCGAGGCUGGAGCAGCACGGAGAGGAGUCUUUGUGCCCACGAUUGCAGAUUUUGUUAACCUGGCUUGGUGGACGUCUGCUGCUGCAUGGUCAUUGUUCCAGCAGUUCAUGUAUGGACUGGCUUAUCACAGCUGGUUUGUCACAGAUAAGGUGGAGGCCGAAGGACUGGACUCCAAGGAUCGGAGCUGUGUCAUGAUCCAGACUCAGUACUACCUGAGCAACCUGAGCAGCUCCUUCAACAUGCUGCAGGACUGUGGCAACUGCUCCAGGCUGAUCCACGCCAAGAGGAUAAACAACACCAACCUGUUGUUCGUGGUGGCCGAGAAGAUGCCCUGCAACAGCUGCAAGAUCGAAACGCUGUCCCAGGAGGAGGAGGAGUUCAUGGAGGAGAACCCGUGCGAGGAAAUGACAGUGGCGCGCUACAGAAAAGGGCCCUCCACCUGUUUUGACAACAACAACGCGGAGAACACGUCGGACUGUGGACGGGGCCACUCCUUCCGUCCGUCCCGCGUGGCUUUGCUGCUGAUUCAACUGCUCGUGCUUUACCCUGUCGUCAGCCCUCACGCUCACUCUCUACUACAUUAAUUUCAUCUGUCCCACACACACACACACACGCACACACACACCUUAUAGCUGUCCUGUGUUUCUCAUAUAUCCCCCCCCCCCCCCCCACCCACCUCACCACCUCAACCUAAAGUAGUCUUAUAGGCAAUGAUGGGCAAUGAUGAGAAGCCCUGAGUGCCGCCGUCUAGCCAGCUUCACUUGUGCCCUCAGCCAAGGUCACCGCAUUAACCACACAAGGAGAGACCCCCACGCCCACCCACCAAUCCCCAAAAAAAGAACUCUUUAGACGACGUGUCUCGUGUCAUUAGAAUUACCAACUUUUUAUUUUCAUUUUGUUCACCAACAACAAAAUAUUGACUAUAUGUUUAAUUUAUGCACUACUACAUCUACUUGCCAAAAUGAGAUACUUUCAUGUGGUCUUAUUUUUCUAGCCAAAAAGACAGCAACAAUGGCUUCAUGAGAGGGAUUUAAAAAAAAAAAAACUGUGUUAUUGUCAUAACGUGCUCAUAUUCGCUACACUAAGGCUCACGCUCUAAUAACACAGCUGUGACAUUUCAAUUAUUAUUAGUGAGCGGUAUGGUGUGGUGUUAUAUAUUAUCAACAAAAUAAAAAGAACCUCUCUGACCUCCAUUUAUACCAACAUCACCUCUGCCAGUCCUCACGGGGCUGUGAAGGAGGACAAGAAAAAAAAAGCUCGAUGUUGCAAGGAUCAAAUCGGAAUGCGACAAGAAAAACAUUAGUAUCACGAGGGAAAAAAAUGGAAUAUUACAAGAGUUAAGUCAUAAUGUUACGGGCAAAAAAAGUCAAAAUAUUAUGAGGGGAAAUGAUGGCAUUUUACAAGAAAAAAAUGUUACAAGAACUGAGUCCUAAUUUUGAACUGGUCGCCAGCCCAUCAUAUUACAAAAGUAAAUCUGGGAUAUUGCAAGAAAAAAAAAGAUUAUUUUACAGCAAUUAAGUGAGAAUAUUGCAAUUUUCUGAGAAAAAAAGUUGUAAUGUUCAAAGGAAAAUAAUGAUAAAAAGAGAAAAGAUAUGGGGUUAAAGUCAUAAUACCAUGAGUGGAAAAGAAUGUGAUUUUACAAAAAUAAAGUCAGAAUAUUACAGGAAAAAGUUAUUUUGAUUGAUUUUACAAAAAGUAGAAAUAUUACGACAGAAAAAAAGUUCUAAUUCUGUGAUACUGUGAGAACAAUGUCGUAUAUUAUAUGAUGAUAAAUCCGGAAUGUGACAAGAUUAAAGUCGGAAUUUUACAGGAAUAAAGUCAUGUUAUGAGAAAAAAGGUUAUAAUACUACAAAAAACAAUUUAGUGUUACAGGAAUCAAGCGUAAUCUUAAAACAAUUAAGUGACACUAUUACAAACCUGUUAGUGUGAGAAUUUUCAAGGAUCUGGUCAAGUUACGAAAUUUGACACUCACUUGUUACAAAUAUAACUUUUUUUCUUGCAAAAAAAAAAAAUAAAAUCCUACUUUCUUCUCAUAAUAUUCUACGACGAGUCUCGUAAUUUUACAUUUGUUUUCCAUUUCGGUAUUCCACAGAAUUCUUGGCUUCUCGUAGCUAAAGUGCAUAAAGCGUCGCGUGUUCGCCAUCGGUUCUGUCAUUCACUGCCAGGGCGGUCCAGGCCUUAUCAUGCUGUCCCCAAAAUGGCCACCAAAUACGGCCGCCGCGCGCAUUAAGUAGUCAGCGCCCGUCACGUGAUCAUCCUUUUAGACUGUUUAGGAGCCGCUCCGUUUCAUAAUUAGUGCCUUGAUGCACUUUGUGGUGGACGAGCAUAGCGACUGUAUAGUGUAGUUGUUGUUUAUUUGAAAUAAAGCGGCCAUCUUGGAGCGGGAUCAGCUUUAGGUAGAACUGCCGUCACAUGACUACAAAGCAACACGUGGAGGUAUGAUCAGCAGGCUGUCAGCACACACUUCAACUGGAUUUACGCUGCAGGUCCAAGUGCUCAAUUCUCAUUAAAUGCCUAUAUGGAUCCAGUUUUCGUCACUAUUUCCAUGUACAGCAUCCAAUAUGGUUGUGAGGGAACACAUGAAACAACCCGCAUACGCGGAUGACCAAAUUAAUCAAUAACACAUAACUCGUAAAAAUAGAGGGUUUAGUUGGCUCUUUCCCACAUUGGUUUAAAUGAGGGUAAUCUUCACAUAACACCAUUGGCCUUUUUUUUUUUUUUUUUUUUUUUUUUUUUUUUUAAAUAGUGAACAUGUCUCUAAUGUAGCAUAUUUAGACAAUAUUGAAUUGUCUAUGCUUUGGCUGAAGUUUAAAUUAAUAGCUGGUGGGGUUUUUUUGUUUUUUAAAUGAGUUUAUUUGUGUAAAACAUCACAGAUAGACAGUGGACCCCCACCUUUCGCAGGGGAUAUGGACCAGCCCGGUCCGCGAAUUGCGAAAAUCAGUGCAUAAUGAUGAUAAUGAUGCUCAUUAUAAAUUGCACUGGUGGGGGGGAUAUAAUAUAUAUAUAUAUAUAGAGAGAGAGAUAGAGAGAGAGAGAGUGAGAGAAUAUAUAGCGUUUUAGGGACUGGGAUCCACCCCAAAAAAAAAAAUAAUUGGAAAAAAAAUCCGCAAAUAGGUGAAUCCGCGGGUGCCAUACUGCAAAUAUGCUGGGGUCCUCUGUUAGGGAUAUUGGGUUUUUGAGUGAAAUUUCAGUAUAAACCUAAAAUGCACUAGAACCCCUACGGGUGAACUUAAUUUGACCUUCCCUAAACUUUUGAAUGUCCAACUGUUCAAUGCUUCAGUAGUUUUUACGCAACUUGCUGUUCUAUAACAAGGAGCUGAAUGGCAACAUUUCCAAAAGUUGUUUGAUCCACAGAGCAACAAAUUCAAUUUCACAUUCUACUUCAACUAGAAUUGGUAUUUGUUUCGGUAUUGGUUGCAACAGCGAUACAGAUACAAAAGACUCACGGAAAUGUACGUGGAUGUCCUUGGAAAUGGAAAAAAAAAAAUACAAUUCAAUUUUGAAUUUUGUUUUUUAACAAACAGCAAAUCAGAAUUGUCACUUGCAGCGUAAAUCCAGCCUUUUUUGGCCUUUUUUUUUUAUUAUUAUUUGGGCCAUUCGACUGCUCUAGUUCUGCCUGAAUUAUGUGUGUGUGAGUGUUUAAUCAAGUGGAAUGUCUUGAAAAUUAUGUGUGUGAUGCGAGGGCUGAUUGUUUUUUUAUGUCCUGUAUGUCGCAAUGAACACAAUCCAGUGUUAUGAACGUUUUUGGGGGGGAAAAAAAAAAAAAAGGGAGGUCGCCGCUUAUUGGGUUGACAGAAUGUGUUAGUCCGUCGGUGUUUUGAGUUUUUAAAAUGCAACAUAGAAAAACGACACCUCUCUAUUGAAUGCCUUAGUGUCACGCACAACAGAGCUCGGAUUCCCCCUCGCCCCGCACCCCCCACCGUAAUUUUGGAUCAUUAAUGGAGUUAAUAUUAACAAAUAAUGUAUAUUGGGAUUUUGUUUGUUUAUCUGACACUUUUGGUUAAAUUAGCAAAGGAACAUUAGUGCUGUUCCUGAGAAACGGGCCAAACAUGCGUUUUAAAUGUCGACUGAAACAGUUAAAGCAGUUAAUAAUGAGCUAAUAAAAAAAAAUGACAAAUAAACGUAACAAGAUGGUUAGGAGAAAAACACAUGGCGUUAGUCAUGCUAACAUGUAGCCACCUAGCAUGAUGAUAUCAUGUGACUCACGUCUUCUGUGAUUUGGCAGAUCUACCAAAAGUAAAUACAAAUCAAAUGUGGGCGAUUUUAUUGAUUUAUUUAUUUUCCCCUCAUUUUGUUGGACGAAUUUAGAAAAAUUAUAUUGGCACAGUUUAAAUAUUAGAACAUUAAUAAUUGGAUAUAAAUAUUACAAUUUGUUUUAGUUUCUGACACCUUUGGGUCAUUACACACACCCUGGGUCAAAUUGACCCAUUUUAAAUACUGAUUGAAAUGGUUAAUAUCGAUAUAAACUAUGUUGAUUUCAAUUUCUUUAGUUUCUGACACUUUUGAUCAUUGCACAAACCCUGGGUUAAACUGACCCGGGAAUGUUAUUUGUUGUUCCUGUGAAACAAAUGUAACAAAAGAGUGAAAAAAUUAAAAAAAAAAGGUGUCCGUCAGUCAGUAUUGCUAACGUGUAGCCGCCUCGCAUUGUGACAAGCUAAGGCUUAGUGCAGUUUUGACAAAAAUGCAUCAAAAUCAAAUUGUGAUUGGGGGGGGUGCUAAUUAAAAUAAGCAAACGGGGAGGAGGGCUACGUCAGUGUGGGGGGGGGCGAGACAGUGUGUAUGUGAUUGUGUAGUGUAGUCUGGUGCUACGUGACCAUGUUUGACAAAAGUGUGUGUUUAAAAGAAAAUAACAUUUAGAGAAAACGAGUCGGAAUCAGUCAAAGUGAAGUCAGUAUAUAUAUCUAAAUAUAACUAUAGGAAAAGAGCACUGUUUAUAAGUUUGAGGUCUGAAGUCCAAACAGAUUUUUAUUUUGUAUUUCUUUCUCGUGAGCGAGCGAGCGUGUGAGUGAGGAUGACUUGAGCUCCUUCUUUGUUUUGUUUGUCGCUCCAUUCUUUUUGUACAGAUGAAGCUACACGAAAAAAGAGAAAAAAAUGACAAAAAAAGAAGAGGGGCAAACUUUGUAAAAUAUUGUGUCUGUGACUCCUUGUAAAAUAUUUUCAAAUUGUUUAUUACAGAGAAUCAGUUAAUAAAUAAUGUUCAUAUUUUUCACUUCAA